Messenger RNA from Pelagomonas calceolata, 3039 nucleotides. The record is from the annotation of a GenBank genome assembly. NCBI's taxonomy places the organism in Eukaryota, Pelagophyceae, Pelagomonadales, Pelagomonadaceae.
UUUCGCUGAGCAAAGCGCCGCGCGUCAAUUGCAGACGCACUCCGGUCGCGUGCGCGCUGUGCUCCUGCGGGCCGACAGCGACGCACGUAGCACCGUCGAGGCUGCCCGGCCGAAGGAGCCCCAUCGCAGAAAAGCCAGCCCAGUCUGACGGUGGCAACACGGCAGACCGAGCUCGCCUCUCGCUCGUUAAACACGGCCGAACCACAAGGAAGCGAUGUCGUCGACGCGCAGCGCCACGCCGGACUUCGGCGACAGCGGCGACGACGACGCGCCCGCGAGCCUCGGCCGCCCGCCGCAGCCGGCGCCACCGCGACAACCAGCGCUCGAGGGCCGCCCGCCCCAGCCCCCGGCGGUAUCCGAUCACGCCCUCGAGGAUGAUGGCAUCGGGCGAGCCUCGAUGGAGAGGCGACCCGCACCGGCACCGGCGCCGUCGCCGCGGCACCACGGCCUCACGCACGCCCUGUCCUCGGCGGGCCACGAGUUGGUGCACGGCGCCGAAAGCGCCGUGCAUUUUGUGGAUCACGCUGCUCAUGAUGCCGCCCAUGCUUUGGAGGAGGGUGCCCGGAGGACGAUGAGCUUGGUGAGACAGGUUUCUAGGAAGAUCAUGAGCGAGUCGCUGGAAGACGAGGCGUCGGCGACGAAAUUCCACAGAAAACCACCCCCAAGACGACGCGCGCGCGCCUUAAAGGAGGACCAGGUGCCCUUCCCGCCGCGCGAGAAGAAUGCAGGUCGAGUCUGGAACCCGAUGGCCCGCCCUUCUUGGGAUAUUCUUAUACUAGGCCUGAUCUUCGUGGUCAUGAUCCUGGCGCCCUUCGAGAUCACGUUUCUACCGGAGGCGACGGGGUUUACGGGCGGGAGGAGACCUCGCCUCGAACGGCCGCAGACGGGGCUCUUCGUGGUCAACUUAUUCGUCGAUUUCUGCUUUCUGAUGGAUAUCUUACUCGCGUUGAACACGGCCUAUUUCGACGAGGACACGGGCGAGUGGGUCGUCGAGCACAAGAAGAUCUUUCUUUAUUACCUGCGGACGUGGAUGGUGCCCGACGUCGUUUCUGUGAUCCCUUUCGCCUACUUUCCGACGGGAGAAUUGAAGAUUUUCAAGCUCGCGAAGUUAUUUCGCUUACUUAAGUUGUUGAGAAUACUGAAGCAGCCUCGGAUCAUGUCUCGACUCUCGAAGCACUGUACGAUCCGCGCGGAAUUGAUGACGGUGCUCAAGUACGUCGUCAUCGUGCUCUUCCAGAUCCACUUUGGGGCCUGCUUACUGCGGUACAUCGACGGCGUGCUGCUCAUGGAUAAUUGUGUGGACAAGGACGGCGACAAGUUGCUGAAAGGGAUGCAUAAAGACGCGACCCAGAAACAGGUGCUGCGGAACGUCGCCAUGAGGUACCCGGGCUUUAGGAGUGACAAGCCGCACUCGCGCGGCGGCGGGGAGGACGUUUUUUACUGCCCGCCGACCGUAUUGGGCUUCUACUGGAAGCAAGGGGUAGCUGCGCAGUACUCCAUGGCCUUUGCGUGGACGCUGGGCUGCAUGCAGGGGGAAUUGUGGGGCGAAUGUGUGGCCGAGCUAUGGCUCAACGUCGCGAUGACGAUGUCGGGGUGUAUCGUGCUUAGUUUCUUGGUGGGAGACCUGUGCAACGCCGUGACGAACAUGGAUCCCGUGCGCAACGACUUUGUGCUGGCCUUCGACUCGUUGAACAACUAUAUUGAAGAAGUGCGGCCGCCGCCGGCGCUGCGGUAUAAGCUGCGGGAGUUCAUGUCCAUGUCCGAGGUCGUGUUUAGGGAGGACUACCAUCGAACAUUGCUAGAAAGGUUGUCUCCUGGUUUAUUAUCAGUAGUAGCACAACACAAUCUCGCGAAUAUAGUGGUCCAAUUACCCUUCUAUGUAGAUACCCUAAAAAGGGCCUACCAACUCAAAACGGGCAUGCGCUUCAUCGUGAACACGCCGGCGGACCCGACCGCACCUCGGAAGGACGGCGAAAGCAUCACGAAGCGCUGGGCUACACUCGUAUAUGUGCAUCGCAAAGGGUUACUGUUGGAUGUCAUCUAUGACGACAAGCUCGAAGGAAUUGAUGAUGAGGACGACCUGGAGGGUGGUGCUCCUCCACAGUCGGAGGCCGUGUCGCCCUUGGGUGCUUCGAAACGAGGUACGAGGUUAACCGUACCUAUAUCGUGGGUCCAGCCCGAGUCCUACGGUUCGAGAGCGACGCAAGAUAGAUGUAGUCGCGCUUUAUAUGAAGAGAACCGGUUUGUGGUCGCGCUGACGUGUCGCUUGACCACCAAACUCUUCAUGAAGCGCGACACGCUGAUCCGGAACAACUUGAGCGUGGUUUCAGAUAUGUACGUCGUGCAGUCCGGGAAAGCGGCCGUCUUCGGGCGGCACUCCGUAUCAUUACUUACUUUGGGUUUUCGGGAGGUCAAUGACGUCAUUGGGGACGAUAUUUGCACCUUAGUUUGCGGCGACAAGGAGACGCGAAGACGGCACUACACCGCUCGAGCAUUAUCUGCUUUACAAGUCUACGUCUUAACGGCCGACGCCUUCCGGGAGGUGCACGAGACGGGCAUGUUUGAUGAAUUUGAUGUGGGCAUGCGGCGGUAUGGGUGCUACUUACGAAUUCAAAGAGCCUUUAUCGUCCAUGCUCGCGCGCGGCUCCGGGGCGCGACGCACCACCUGCACUGGGGCCGGGCCUACACGUUUUCGGACCAGCACGGGUCCUCAGAAAACCUCAACGUGCAGGACGAGGACGACGUGGAAGACGAGGCCGUCAUAUCCGCUCUGAGAGACGUCCACGAGGACAUCGGGCGCUUGCUGCAGGCGCCGGCGUCGGCGCAGAAGCACUUCGCGGACCAGAACCCGGAGCUCGUCGCGUUAGCUCCGAACUUCGCGGACCUCAAACGGAGGGUCGUGAACGCGCUGGGGCACCACCACCGCCAGGCGGCGCACGCGCAGCGGAACGUGAUCUCGAAUCUGCAGCGCGAGGAGCAGACGCGGUCGCGGGGCUUCCAGGCGGCGUUCUAGGGGCCUUGCGUAAAAUCCAAUUCAGU